AUGUCCAGCACCGAGGUCGUUGUGACGGUUUGCGCUAGCCCUGAGGAUUGCGACGAAGUGGCGGCGCUAUGCGGCUCCAGCUUCCCGGAGGAGGUCUGGUCCCAGGGGCUGUCGGUGCAGGAGUGGUCGACCAUCGAGGCUGAGGACCUGCGCAACACGCCGUCGUGGUGGCGGCAGAUAGGCCUGGCACGCGAUGGCAUCGGUGGACGGCUGCUAGGAGUGGUGGUGCUCACUCUGGAGCAUGAGGCGGACGACAGCAUCAGCUGGAGCGAGUACUCCAGCCGCGUGGGCUGCCGCCCCACCAUCCUCUCCUGGUGCUACGACCAAGUCCUGGACGAGCCGCUGCUGGAGCACGAGUGCCUGAUCGACUUCAUCGCCGUCAGCCCCGAGGCGCGGGGCAGGGGCGUGGGCGCCAAGCUGAUGCAGUGGGCGGAGGGCACGGGCGCCGCCAUCCUAGCGGAGACGGAAACGGCGGCGGUUGCGGCGCAUGGCGUGGACAUGACGCUCUGGGUUGCCGCCGACAACAGCGUGGCGUGCCGCCUGUACCAGCGCGCCGGCUACGCCGUGGUGCGGCGCACCGACAGCGGCGCCUGCAACUGCAUGGCCAGCGCCGUGCUCAAGUGGUUCCUGGGGCACCCGGUGUGGAUCAAGAUGCGCAAGCGGCUGCCCGCGCCGCCGCACCUGGCGGCAGCCAAGCCCCAGCCGCAGACCAUCGCGUUGACGGCGGCAGCGGGCGCCACGCUGACGUGCGUGGCUGCCGAUGCCGAUGCCCCUUUUGUGGAGGUGCCUCUGGGGGCCUCGCUGGCCGCGGUGGAGCAGGCGCUGCUACAGGAGCUGCCCAGCCCGACAGGCAGCAGACGGAUACGAGGGCCCGCCGCGCCCGCCGCUGGUGCCCCCCCGCCGGCGGCAGGCGCGGCGGGGAUGCCGGCGCCGCGGCCCUCCAGCCUGGCACAGAAGCAGCUGGCGGCGGGGCAGCACCCUGCGACGCCCAAGAUUGCCGCGGUGGGCGGCGGGCUGCAGGCACUUGAGGGGCAGCGGCCAGGCGGCGACACGCACGGUCCCGCUGGCGGCCGCCACUCCCAGCCCAGCCAGGGCAAGGAGGGGCAGGUGGUGGAGCUGCAUGCCCUGGCAUCCAGCACCGCCGCCGAGAACGUCGUCGGCUGCCACGAGGGCGCAGCCGGCUGCUGCGAGGAUGCAGCCGGCGCGGCGGGUGAGAAGCUGGCGGCGCUCUACGCUGCCGCGGGGGCCGCCGCGGCGGCGGCCCAUCCCUGCUCCGCCUCUGCCGCCACCGCCUCCGUCGCGUCCAUCUCCGCCACCAGCGACGUCGGCGACAGCGAUGCAGGGGAGGGCGAGGCGGCGGCAGUGCAUGCCUCCACGUGCCGCGGUAGCGCCGCCGCCGCGGGCGCCGACGUGUUUGAGCUCGUUUCGCUGCAAUCCGAUGCCGCGGCCGCAGCUGCCGCGCCCGCCUGA
Messenger RNA from Chlorella variabilis, 1470 nucleotides. RefSeq lists its product as hypothetical. Gene Ontology annotation, molecular function: acyltransferase activity, transferring groups other than amino-acyl groups. The record is from RefSeq and is a predicted model, not a curated record. The transcript has 4 exons. Bases 1 to 1470 code for a protein of 489 amino acids. Lineage: Eukaryota; Viridiplantae; Chlorophyta; Trebouxiophyceae; Chlorellales; Chlorellaceae.